AGUCUAUGAAGUUUGCGUGGCUGCAUCUCAAUAGAUCUUGUCUGUAUUGGUUAAUUAUUGAUAACUGUUUUGCAGGAAAGUGAUGGCGUUAUUGACGGACUAUUGUUUUAGAAACUGACUGAUAAGAAUCAAGCCGCUUUCAGCAACAGACGCAGACGAUCAGAACCACAGCUCAACCGUUCUGGCAUAUUGUCAGCGAGGACCGCUGGAAACGGUCAUUCCGAAGGUGUCGUCUGUACUACAUUGUCGUCUGCUUCUAGACAGUUCGUCAAGUCUUACAGACGGGUUGGCGGUGUGUCUAGCUAUGAGACUGUUUUGUCUGCCACAUUUAAACGACAAUUGGGAUUUCUUGUGAAAUAAUCACAACUUACAUGGACAUUAUUUGGAAUUGACAGAAAACAGCGAACGUGUCUAAGAUACCCUUUACGUCAGUACGUCUCUCUUGGCUGCUGAGGCUGAUGAUUGAUGCGGAGCUUUCAUCGACAGUUUAUCUGCUGCCGGACACUGAGGAAUCACACGCCUGAGUCCUGUCAUCAUUCAGUCGGUGGACGUCCUUUCUCACACCGUGCCGUCCAGUGUACCGACUGACCAUCGUUGACCAGCACAUACAGAUACGUGAGCUGACGCCGUCAUCUGGGAUGAGCCAGCCUCCCCGCCUCUCCAAGCUCCGUCCGCCACCACAUACAGAUGUUUACUCUGAUGAAGACAGUUGAAGUCCUCUUCAUGCUCACCGUUAUUGCCUUGGACAUCACGACAGCAAGACGGUAUCGAUAUUGUUCGGAGGGCUGUUGUAUUCACGAGUACUGCGCAUACCACAAGAUCUGCUAUCCAAAGACGCAUUGCAACUUCGGUUGCCCGGAUGGAAGUUGUGUAGACGGGAUCUGUAUGCCUUACCAGAAGUGCAACACUAGCACCGUGUGCCCCAUGGCACAUAUCUGCGCCUACCACCACAACCUGGGCUACGACGUGUGUCAGUACAACCUCGACAUCGGCAAUACGUUAUGUGUCGACCGCUAUGGAAAGUCUCUCCUGAAACCGAUGAACUAAUUGACGUGCCCCAUUGUAUACUAUUUAUUUUUGUUUGAAAAGAGUGAUUGUUUAAUAAAGAUUCUUUUGUGA
Molecule: messenger RNA, 1119 nt
Organism: Haliotis rubra (blacklip abalone)
Lineage: Eukaryota; Metazoa; Mollusca; Gastropoda; Lepetellida; Haliotidae
Exons: 3
Coding region: 688-1047 (119 amino acids)
Source: RefSeq, a predicted model, not a curated record